This is a messenger RNA of Aspergillus japonicus CBS 114.51, 1410 nucleotides long. RefSeq lists its product as uncharacterized. The transcript has a single exon. Bases 75 to 1358 code for a protein of 427 amino acids. The record is from RefSeq and is a predicted model, not a curated record. NCBI's taxonomy places the organism in Eukaryota, Fungi, Ascomycota, Eurotiomycetes, Eurotiales, Aspergillaceae.
CUUCUCUUAAGCAACCCCUCCCUCUGUCAACUUCGGGAUCUCUUCUAUCACCAGCCCCUAGAUGUUGACCAACUAUGGCCGAACCACGUCUCCGCUUAGAUUUGGACACUCCCACCUCGCACCUUAUCUUCGUCCAUGCGGAUAGCGGAUCAUACUCUCGGCCUCUAUCAGGCUCGCUCUGGAUCUCAACCGAGUCUGUCGCGUGGGAAACCCUGAACCCGUCCGGGAUUACCAUCAGUCUUCUACGAAUUGUGGAGAUUGCAGCCAGCGGGUUAGCUCGCAGAGAGACAGGGAGUCACCAGCGAUAUUCUCUCCCAUUCAAACGUCGGACGAUCCCACCCAGAACAGCUCACACGACGACUCGGACAUAUUGCGAGACCGUGCUCGAGUGUAACCUCUGGUCCUCGCCGGAUGUCUUCGCCACAUCUCGGAGCACAAUCACUGACACGAGUCUCAAGUUGCCCUUUUGUGUACCAGUGCCGGAUAACCUUCCUGCCACGACGACCACCGACCUGGGGACCAUCAGCUACGCGAUCCGAGCCACGGUGACUCUGGCCUCGGGGAAAUCAGAAAUCCUAUGCAGACCGCUUGGGAUUUCCUACCGCCUCAUACCCAGCUCAUAUCUCCCAGCCAAACACAUUCGAAGGUUUCCCCAAUCGCCUCUCAUCUUCGACGUCAGCAUCACACAACGACAGCCCCCUCACAGCACGACCAGAGCUCAAUUCUCGGUGGCACUGCUGGUCCGGAAUCUAUAUACACCCGGAGACCGAGAGGGGGAAGCGAAGUAUGUGACAGUCAACGCAGUCAAGUGGGAAGUGGGAGAAGAAGCGGUUCUGACAAAGGUCACCAGCGGCGACUGGCAUACAAGCCUCAGUCCUGGUCAGAGAUCAACGCGGGCCUUGACUCGCGGAGAGGACAGGAUCCCGGGGUCAACCAGCAACCACCGACGGUCCAACCUACCGAGUCGGACGGAUGAUCGGGCUCAUAUCCAAUUCGAUGUCACGAUACCACAAAGUGCCAAUGCUGUGGAUGACCCAGACCUAGAGUCACUGGGCCCGAGUCGUGGGCAGCUUCAUCCGAGUCAGGUGGCCAAGACCCCAGCCAUCACCGUCGACCACCACCUCAAGGUUGAGGUCAUCACGGGAGAGGAUAUUGUAAAUGACCGAAUGAAUCGUUUAUUGGACCGAAAGACUUCGGUCAAGUCCUACGGGGCGAUCUUUCCGCUACCCAUCCAACAGCUAGCUAGCAGCAGUGACAAUCUGUACGCUGACGUCUUCGGCGAGGAGCUCCCAGCAUUUGAAGUGGCUCAAUCGCUAUCGCCGCCAAGCUAUGAGGCAGGGCUAGCGGCGGCCACGUAGCGCUCUGGUGGCUAAACAAGCACGCAUUCUAACAGGCAUUGACCGAUCUUAU